AUGACCGAACCGCCCAUCACGCCGCCGUCACCGCCACUUGCCAUCCCGCCAGAAUGUCGCCAUCUGCGGAAUAGCAUGCUGAUCCAUUGGAUCCACAACCUAAACUGUAAUAUAUCGACCCUGUCACAACUCGCGGACGACGACACUUUAUUGGCGCAGUUUGUAUCUGCCCUGACAGAUAUUCCAGUAGCACCGCAACAAGAAAGGGAUCUACGGCAUAAUGCACUGACGACACUGCAGAAUUUUUUGGAACUGGACUAUUUGCCCACAUUAAAGAAGACAACAGACAGGCACAACGACCACCAUCACCACCACGACCCUCAUGAGCAAGAAAACAGCAUCUCAUUUUUCUCUUUUGUCCUUACACAAUAUCAAGCACGCAUCAUCAAUUCACUGCAAACCGAUACAUUCGCUUUCAUGAGCUCACAUAUCCAUCCCAUCAUUAGCAUACCCAAACAUACCGCUGCCACACCAGCUGAUAUCCAGCAAGUCCUGCUAACAUGGGCACAAAAUACGCUGGCCGACUAUAUCAACGCGUCAAUGCUACCAACUGUCGACGACUGUAGUGACGCAUGGCAGGAUGGCUCGUUCUUCAUGACCUUAUUACAUUGCCAUGAACCGGAAUGCGUUCCGGAUCUUUCUGAGUUUCUCUCACAAGAGCGACGGCAAGAUCGAAACCGGUGGCGGGACACAUUAGAGACUGCAUUUCGACGGAUACACAACACAUUCCACGUACCCGUGCUGCUGGAUGCAAGCGUAUUAGCAGAUGCCAUGCAUGUUGACGAGGAAUCCGUCUUGGCGUACUUGGUCGAGUUUAUCCGGGGCGUACGGGCACGAAACCAGGUCGAAGAGGUGAGAACGAAACGACGGGAGGACAUUGAACGAUUCACUACGACGACGGUUUCACCAUCGUCCAGCGACAGCACGUCCAAUGCACCAUCCACCCAACAGCAGAAGCAGUCGGCGACUACAGUAACAGCCACCUAUUCUAUCCAGCAUGUGAAACUGACCAAAACAACUACCACGACGACGACGGUGAAAUCAGACAGGGACGAAUUUCAUGCGCGUGCAAAUGCGGUUCUCGAAAAGAUCCUCCAGCUCCAGAAUCGGCUGGUAGCAAUUAUUCCGACGCGGAAUUACCACGCCUCGGUCCGUGGCAGCACCUCGUCUGCAACACCUGAUCUCCUCGAAUCUUCGUCCGAAGCUAGCGAAUGUACCACCGAAGGGCCUCGCCUCUUGCAUCCCCUCCAAGCCGGAGACGAAGAUCUCAGGGCGUAUGAACAAAAUUACAAUACGUUUCAGGUGACUUUGCAGGCGUUUCGACAAGAUGAGCUUGAUGGGUUUCACAGCUUGGCGCAGCAACUACUACCAGACGAUGCCAUCCAGCAGCGGUGCGAUCAGGUCGACCUGGCUUUCCGUGCGCUGAUGGAGGACUCAGACAAAGGUGGGCAUCUGCUAGCUACGUUUCAGCAUGGCUAUCUGUUUUCAAGACAUUGUCUUGACGUGCGAAACGAGCUGGACUACGUCCAACUGAAGAUGGUCAAGACCACUUCAACAUCGACCGACGGCGACAUCCAGCAUAUGGAGCUGCGCAUACAAAAGGCCUUCUCCAUGAUUGAGAAUAUAUCGCAAACAUUUCCCGAUCUUGUCAAGUCACCGGCGCUCAUAGAGUAUGAUGGUGAAGGUGACGAAAACGAAGAGGGCGUCGACGGCAAUGGCGUUGUUGCCAUCCGGGAUGAUGACGACAUGGUAGAAGCCAGCGACCGACAGAACAACAAGGACGACAAGGUGUACCGCGAGCAUUUCGAUGCGCUUGUAAAAAAGAAUGAGCUGGUGCGAACAUGGGUGGAAGAAGUUCGAGUGUGGUUCACCGAGGCUCAACGGAUACGACAAUGGAUCGCCAUACGCAUGGAGCGGCUUGAGGAGAUUAGAGUGCCUGAACCCCUGAAUAGCAAAGAUUUACCGGCGACCCGCGAGCAGGUUGAGCAACUCAAUGCGACGCACCAAGUUCUUGAAAAGGAAAUCGAAACUUUCGAUAAGGAGGACAUGGCUCGGCUGCGUGCACAUGUCAAGGCGCUGACGGGUGCAAGCCGUGCAGGCAAGGACUUGAGUCCUGCCGACACAACAACCAUCGAGAUAACGCUGACGACAUUGACAUCGCUUGAAAAGCUAGUGCACUCGUUGCGGCAAAAAAGCAACGAUCUGAACGUCCUGACCCAACGAACAGCGUGGGAAGAGGAGCUAGCGAAAUGCCAUGUGUGGCUGAAGAAAGCCGACAAUGAGGUGGAGGAAUUUAUCCGUGGCAGCGCACGGUGGCAUGCGGCAGAGGACGACCUGCACAGUGAUGCUGAUGAGACACAUCAUCGCGAGCAGACGAUUGCUCAAGAACGGCUGAAGGAACUCGUCAUCCAGCGACUGCUAAUGCUCGAAAACAAACGCAACGACUUUGACCAAGGCCAGUUUACCAAGACCGUUGAUGCGUUUCAUGACAUGGAGGACGCUUUGACCAUUGAUGUUCCCGAACAUUUGGAAGCAAGGCAGUCGGUAUGCGAGCAUGAGUUUGAAGAUCUGUUCAAGAGGAUUAAUUUCGCACGCCAAGUUGUCGAGCAAAGACUGAAAGUCAUGGACUUUUUGUAUCAAGACUACCAGAUCAAAAAGGACGUACAGCAACUCAAGGAGGAUCUCGAGGAGGCACAGCGCACGGCAUUGCCGGAUGACAACGACCGCGAAAUGACGGGCCGUGUUCAAGAGCUACAUGAACGCAUCGUUCAACUUGUCACUGCUACAGCUGGUCGGAUACCGUACCCAACCCCAGGGCUUGAGGUGGACAAAGAGGAGAGCGAUGCAUCUAACGGUGCUACACGGGAAGUCGUCAGCGAAAAGCGCACAGAGCUUGUCGGUCUGGUCGACGAAUUGGACGGCUCGCUAAAUGGCCUACGCAAUGUAUUACAGCUACACAAGCGUGGCAAGCAGCUGCUGAACGACGCGAAACGUUUAAGCGAGUGGGCAGACGAGCGGAUGAACACGCUACGCAAAGCACGAGUGGAUGUCGAAUCAGACACGCUGAGCAUGGACGAUCUGCGACGGCUACAGCGUGAGCGCGACAACUUGCUAAAGAAGCUGGAUGGUGGCAAGGAGAAUGAAACUAUUGACGUGCUCACAAAAAUCGACUCACUGCUGGAAACUGUUGCCAAAAUGGACACAGCCGUUGACCGCGAGGCAUUGGAAGACGUAUCACAAUAUCUUACCGAUGCAUUCGAUCGAUUGCAUGGAAUGCUUGACGAGCACGGUGCCAGUUUGGAAGCGCUGCAUAAAAAGAAGGAGGAUGGGAACACUUAUGCCGAAAAGUUCAGUCUACUGCGAAAUUUUCUCCAUGAAAUGCGUGGUUCCUUGCCUGGUUUGAAGCAAACGUGCGGCUUCAUCACAGGUCAAUCCGAAGAGCAAGAUCGGCAACGCUAUGAGACGUUACGGGACACCCUGGCUAAAGUGUCCGAUUCUUUUCGUGAGCAGUCCAACAAUCUCAAUACGCUGCGGGAUGAUCUGAAGCAUGCAGGGUCAGGGAAGAACGACGAGGUGGAUGUGGAUGCAGUCAAGGCCUUCUUUGAACAUGACUGGCAAGAACUUGAUGGUGACAUGAGCGACUUAUUCGAGUUCACUGAAACUGUCGGCAAGUGGUACGAUCGACAACGACGUCUCAGCAUGGUUGAAAACAGCUUGUUGGUGGGCUUGAACGAAAGCAUCUCUGAGCUGGCAAAGUCAGGAUGGAGCAACGACGACUUGAGAGCCAUUGAGCAAAAGGUUGGCCAAGCAAUCAAGACACUCAAUGAUACUGGUGCAGAGAUUGCAGAUGAAGGCAGCAAAGUCAAGGAAGAUCCACUGCAAACUGCAAACUACUCGCGUGCACGCGAUCGACAUGCUGCCUUGUUGAGCAAGGCGCAGACGGUGCAGGCCAGCCUUGACGCGCUAAAGAAGAAUGCCGACAAUGCCGUUGCCCUGAGCGAGUUUCUUGGCAGGGCUGAUUCGUUGUCGGGACAGGUGCAAGCGUUGAAGGAAACCGUAAGUGGACGGAUGGCUAUUGUGGGACGCAGUCCAUUUGCAGCAGGCGAGACACACGAGAUCGAAAGGCUGGCCCACAGUAUUCAAAAGGAAGCAGCAGCGUCUGAAGCUCAAGCGCGUGAUCUGCAGCAGCAGGAACUGAAACAGUUGUGGGAUGUGGCCCGUGCGCUACAAAGCCAAGGUUACGACGAAGAAACCGUGCUAGGCCCUGUCAGGCGCAUUGAGGAUGGACUUGAACAAUUACUGGAUACGGUCGGUCUCGAAAAGCGACAGGCGGCGUUUGUGAAAAAGACACAAGUACAUGCCAAGGCGGCGCGCGACCUUCAAACGUGGAUGAGCCAAUGUAGUCAAGCUAUAUCACAGAUCACAGGUGAUGUGUGCAUCACCGACGAAAGCGAGCUACGUGCAGACAUGGAAGCACUCGAAAGCAAAAUUGCCCAGAUCCAGCCAAUUGUGCGCGCGUUCAAAGCCAUGCCGUCACGUAUCCUCAAUGGACGGGACCAUAAGCCAGUUAACUUGCACGAGCUCAGCGUCGACCCCGAGCCAGUCAAGGACGCCAUCAAGGAACGAGAAGAGAUGAUUUUGAGCGAAUGGAAGCAGCUUGCAAACCAGCUGGAUAUGGCCAAGCUGGCCGUGCAAAAUUCAUGGCGCGACGUGGAAAUUGCUCGCAAGGUCAAGGAGAUCUUGACGCUGGUGGGUCAUUUAAAGGACCGAGCGAACAGCAUUCGUGUCAGUGGCGGCUUUUCCGAGGACAUGGUCAAUGCAGCAGAUGGCAACGACUUUGAUAUGAUUACCACAUGCCCGCUUUCGAUGAUGCCCACGGAGCACGAGCUGUUUGUUGCCAAGGCAGAACUGGAUGCCGCCGACCGUGAUAUUGAACAGCACUUGCUCACCAAGCUGACAGAGCUCGACACAAUGCUCAACAACAACUCGGACAGUGAAGAUAUUUUCUCCGGCCAACGCACUGAGAUCGCCGCAGCCGUUCGUGGACUGACGGAUAUCAUUCGGAUGAAGCGCGACGCAAUUGCAUCUGCUGAAAAGCUCGAAGCAUUCUUGACCGUCGUCGAAGAGCUUGAGGUGAUGCUUUCGGCAUUGUACGAAGUUGUGGAGCGUGCAUCGCCAUCAUAUGCCCGCGUGGUGGAUGGGUUGCCAAGUCGCGCUGAUUUGCAAGCCAUGUUGAUUGAUUUGGAUACGCGGCACCGGUACUACGAGCCAAAGAUUAACGAUCUGAUGGAUGAAGCCAAGGAUGUUGCAAAAGACGUUAUCACAGACAGACGUGUUGCUGACUGCCUAACGGAUUUGAAGGACAAGUGGGCCCAAUUGCAAGCACAAGCGGCAUCCAAACGCGCCGAUCUGCUAAACCGCAUUGGUCCUCUGAGCGAGUCGUUCAAUAGCCGAAUGAUUAAGGAAAGCCUGCUUGGCCGCAAAUCAACUCUGAGCAAACGCCAGUCCAUGCCAUCGUUUGGAGAAAAGCCACAGCCUGUGCAGUCAACGCCGCGGCCCAUGCGGACGGUUACCAAGACGCGACCACAAUCUGCCAUGGCACCACGAAGACCACCUCCACUUACUGUACGAACAUCGAAAGCAGCAGCGACACGGACACCGCGACCAGCAACACGGGCCACUACUGGACGUCCACCCUCGCGUGCUGCCAGCAAAACGCCCGAAGCUUACGUUGCGGAUCCCAAGAACGAUCUGGAUAUGGCUGUCGGUGAUAUUGUUAACGAUUCACCGUACAAGAUUCGUGUCAAGAUGGUUCCUGGCGAAGUCGGUCGAUACUGGUUCGGUGCCAGAAAUCCGAAGCUUGCAUAUUGCCGCAUUCUGCGAAGUCGCAUGGUGAUGGUUCGAGUUGGCGGCGGAUGGGUCGAAUUGUCUCAGUUCUUGCGUGAUCACGCUCUGUUGGAGGAUGGCAACUUUGUUUCCAGAGGCCAACAGCAGCAGCAACGCCCAUCAGCAGCUGCUACGAUUGGCGCCAGUGCUUCUCGUAAUAACAGCAAUGGCUCCAGGAUCCGCGAAGGCGUUUUGCAAACAUCUGGAGGCGUUGUUACUAUCCGUGGUGGUGGUCGUGGUGGCAACGUUGGACGAGGUCCUCCUACGCCUGUGCGAGAAUCACGCUCCACACCUUUCCAGCGUGGCAUGUCGCCUGUUUCUUAUGGGCAUGGUAUCAAAGAAGGCAACAAGUUCUUGGUCCCUGUGGAUGGUGAAGGCAAUCAAGUUGAAGUGCGGAUGACCAAAGCCAAGAGCAAAGAUACCAAAUUCAUUACCCCUCGUCGCUCGCGAUAA
Zychaea mexicana is the source of this 6339-nucleotide messenger RNA. RefSeq lists its product as uncharacterized. Bases 1 to 6339 code for a protein of 2112 amino acids. Gene Ontology annotation, molecular function: microtubule binding. Lineage: Eukaryota; Fungi; Mucoromycota; Mucoromycetes; Mucorales; Lichtheimiaceae. The transcript is spliced from 2 exons. The record is from RefSeq and is a predicted model, not a curated record.